GUAGACUUCUCUUGCUCUCUCUGUAUAUCCCUCAUCCUAUUCUCUUAGAGCUCUUGAAUUCUACUCCCUACUUCUGAGUCCUCCCAGUACAUUCUUCUCUCUGAACCCCACACCCUACUUAUUACCGGCUUAUUGCUAGCAUCUGAAUCGUGAACUAGUUCGGAGUUUGGUGACGCUCAUCCGAGGAAUGGCUACAGGCCUGAACAACUCUCAGUCGCAAUCUCACAUGGACACCAUCAACGAGGAUGAGUUCGACAUUCACGUGGUAGCGUAUAGGAGUUUUCAGCAGAUUUUUGUUCCUAGAGGCCUUGCUAAGCUCGAAAAGAUUUUGGAGACCUGGACGGCGGAGACUGACAAGGAAGUCCAGGCUCGUCUCGUGAAGAGGCUGGAACGAAAGCCUUCCAGCAAAAUCAGUGAGAUUUACGAUUGCUACGUAACAGUUACAGUACGAUGAUGAGAGCGACGAUUCAUUUUUCUUUCUCUACCAGGCUUGUGCCAGGACGGCUCUGGUAAGCAGGCACCAUGGGAUGACUCUGUACAGUGAGCGGUGGCCAGUGCUCAAGCUCCCAUGCUGUCUGAGCUCAAGUCUAUACGAAUGACAGAAUCCGAUAUACUAGAGGAAGCACCCGGCAGAGGCUGCUUCUGUCCGACGGGAUGAUUAAAGUUUCUUGUUUAGCUCUGAUCGAGUAAUACUGGUGCCAAAGAGCUGGCAGGUUCAUUGGCCGCGGGGAAGUCGUUGCUGGCAUGCAUGUCUGUCACAUCGGUGGUGCAAAUGGUGGCCGGCGUGCAUGCAGGUGGCAACAGACAGCUCUGGCACUGAAUCAAUUUUCUUCUCUUUCACACCGACGCUGGGCGGUCGCUUCUGCUGGGGUCCAAGGUCAUGGACGCGCAGCAUGAGAUGAGGAACAGCUCCAUCUCGCAUGAAGGACCCGAGUGUGUAUCGAUGUGUUAUCAAGGAGGAAGCUUCAGGUAGAUAGUAGUUUAGAUAAUUAAUAGAGGGCGUUAGAGUUUUAGUUGCAUUGCCUGGAGAAACUCUUGUGACUGAGUGGUCACAAACGUCGACGUUGCAGCAGCAUGAACGCGGUUUCCUACUUCAGGCUGGUGAGCCGAAACAUGAUGCCCGAAUCUUAAACUUGUUGUCCUGCUUCGCUUGAAUUAGAGGGGAGGAGAGGAUCAUUACGAUUUGUAAAUAUGUGCAUAGAGGCAGAUGCAGUCGAUCGAGAAAUAACUCGAUCCUACAGACGCCUGUCUAGUGUGCUCCAUCGUAAUAAACAAGAGUUGUAUAAACCCA
Molecule: messenger RNA, 1291 nt
Organism: Marchantia polymorpha subsp. ruderalis
Lineage: Eukaryota; Viridiplantae; Streptophyta; Marchantiopsida; Marchantiales; Marchantiaceae
Source: the annotation of a GenBank genome assembly